CUCUUGCCUUGUCCGGUCAUUUGACAAACCAGCUUCACGUACUACUAUACUAACAAAGUUAUUCUUUUUGCACUGCUUCUAGCUAGCUAGCUAGAAGUCCAACAGAAGAAGAAUCAACACGGACCAAAUAGAACGUAAAGUUACAUACUAUGGAGUGUUCUUGGUUUCGGGUCGUCGUCCUCCUCGCCUGCGUGUUUCCGGCGAUCGUCGAAUGCCGGGUUCGACACUAUAAGUUUGAUGUGGUGAUGAAGAAAAUGACUCGUUUGUGUUCAUCCAAAUCCGUUGUUACCGUCAACGGAGAGUUCCCGGGACCCACCAUCUACGCAAGGGAAGAUGAUACUGUGCUUAUCAAGGUCGUCAAUCAUGUCAAAUACAACGUCUCUAUCCACUGGCAUGGCAUUAGACAGCUCCGAACGGGUUGGGCGGACGGGCCGGCGUACAUAACACAGUGUCCCAUAAGACCAGGGCAGAGUUAUGUGUACAACUUCACGAUUACAGGUCAAAGGGGCACCCUCUUUUGGCAUGCCCAUGUUCUGUGGUUAAGGUCAACUGUCCAUGGAGCUUUGGUCAUAUUGCCUAAGCUUGGUGUGCCUUACCCUUUCCCCAAGCCUGACCACGAAGCCGUUCUAUUACUCGCUGAAUGGUGGAAAUCUGAUACGGAGGCGGUUAUCUCAGAAGCGCUCAAAUCAGGAUUAGCUCCAAAUGUUUCAGACGCUCAUACAAUAAAUGGUUAUCCAGGGCCGGUUUCCAAUUGUCCUACACAAGGUGGAUAUAAAUUAAGUGUGGAAGCUGGGAAGAGCUACCUGCUAAGGGUAGUCAACGCUGCACUCAAUGAAGAACUCUUCUUUAAGGUUGCCGGCCAUACGUUGACCGUCGUCGAGGUCGACGCCUCGUACGUAAAACCCUUCAAGACAGACACGAUCGUGAUAGCCCCGGGGCAAACCACCAACGUCAUCGUCACCGCCGACAAACGUUCCGGCCAGUACAUGCUGGCCGCCUCCCCCUACAUGGACGCUCCGAUCACCGUCGACAACCAGACCGCCGUCGCCACACUCCACUACACCGGCACCCUCACCGGCAGCCGCACAACCCUCACUUCCACGCCACCCAAAAACGCCACCGCUUUGGCCGACAAAUUCCUCGACUCCCUGAGAAGUCUCAACUCCGAGGAGUUUCCGGCCAAGGUUCCUCAGAAAAUUGACCACUCCCUCCUCUUCACCGUCGGGCUUGGUAUCAACCCGUGCCCGUCUUGCAAACCCGCAAACGGAACCCGGGUCGUCGCCGGAAUCAACAACGUCACGUUUGUCAUGCCCACCACCGCUCUUUUGCAAGCUCACGUCUUUGGCAUCAAGGGAGUGUUCACGGCCGAUUUUCCGGCGAACCCGCCGUUUGCUUUCAACUACACCGGCGCCGGUCCGGCGAACCUCCAGACUUCAAAGGGGACGAAGGUUUAUAGGCUGGGCUAUAAUGAGACAGUUCAAUUGGUUUUACAGGACACCGGAAUUGUUUUGCCGGAAAACCAUCCCGUCCAUUUGCAUGGGUUUAACUUCUUUGUCAUCGGAAAAGGGUUAGGGAAUUUUAACCCUAAGAAUGAUCCUAAGAAGUUCAAUCUCGUUGAUCCAGUCGAGAGGAACACGAUCGGAGUUCCGGCCGGCGGUUGGGUUGCUAUCAGAUUUCGUGCCGACAAUCCAGGAGUAUGGUUCAUGCACUGCCAUCUUGAGAUACACACAACCUGGGGAUUAAAGAUGGCAUUCCUAGUGGAUAAUGGAAAGGGUCCAAACGAGAGUGUUUUGCCCCCACCAAAGGAUCUUCCCCAGUGUUAAUUAGAAGAGCUGGCCGGGGAUAAUGACCACGAACAGAUGCACAAAAAAAGAGUUGAUCGAUGACAAAUAAUAUACUUUUAAUAAAAGAGUGACCAAUUAUGGGAAGACAAAUUAAAUAAUAUACUUUUUGUUGAGUGAAGAAAAUGUUUGCUCAAGCAAGUUACUAAUAGUUACAUUCAUUUUUUGUUUAUUUGUUUGUUUGUAAUAGAGUUGGGAUCAAUCAUCAUGUAUCUUUGGAUCAAAUUCUUUUCUCAAUAUCACAGGUUCAGUACUCGUUACUUUUAAAGUGUCGUUUGAGUUAGAGUUCAUC
This is a messenger RNA of Cuscuta epithymum, 2133 nucleotides long. NCBI's taxonomy places the organism in Eukaryota, Viridiplantae, Streptophyta, Magnoliopsida, Solanales, Convolvulaceae. The record is from the annotation of a GenBank genome assembly.